Messenger RNA from Pelodiscus sinensis (Chinese soft-shelled turtle), 1237 nucleotides. It is a transcript of the gene VGLL3, whose product is annotated as vestigial like family member 3. Gene Ontology annotation, biological process: regulation of DNA-templated transcription. Gene Ontology annotation, cellular component: nucleus. The record is from RefSeq and is a predicted model, not a curated record. Lineage: Eukaryota; Metazoa; Chordata; Testudines; Trionychidae.
AUGCGGCGCUCGGAGCACACGGGGGCGGGCCUGGGGGGGCGCUUCCCCACACUCUGCUGUCAGUUCAGCGAGGGGAGGUUGCCAGCCUGCGAUGACAGCCGGGAGAGAGGAAGCGGCAGGGAGCAGGCUGGUGUGAAGAAGUUAGCUGUUUACAACAAGAUGCAAGAAUCCCUGGAGGUGACACUUCCCAGCAAACAGGAGGAGGAUGAGAAAGACCAGCCCGCUGAGAUGGAAUACCUUAACUCUCGCUGUGUCCUUUUCACUUACUUCCAGGGAGACAUUGGGUCAGUAGUGGAUGAACACUUCUCAAGAGCUUUGAGCCAAGCCAGCAGCUUCAACCCAGAAAUUGCCCUUUCAAAAAGCAAGGCAGGGCUGAGUUCUCUGUGGAGAGAGAGCUCAACAAUUUCAAGUCAACGGAGCAGUUUUCCAGCUUCAUUUUGGACCAGCUCUUAUCAACCUCCACCUCCGCCAUGCUUGAGUGGAGUCCACCCUGACUUCCCAGUCACUGCACCAGGCACCUUCCCGACAGCAGAUCCUAGCAGCUGGCCAGGACACAGCCUUCAUCAGACUGCCCCACCUCCUCCCUCUACCGCAUCAGAAUCUUGGCAUUAUCCGUUAGCAUCUCAGGUUAGCCCUUCAUAUGCGCACAUGCAUGAUGUGUACAUGCAUCACCAUCACCCCCAUCCACAUGUGCAUCAUCACCACCCCAGCUCUCACCUUGACCCCCGGUAUGGAUCCCUAUUGAUGCCUUCAGUACGUGCAGCCAGGAUUCCUGCUCCACAGUGUGAUAUGACAAAGACAGACCCUACUACUGUCGCCAGUGCUACCUCAGCAUGGGCUGGAGCCUUUCAUGGAACAGUGGACAUUGUGCCAAGCUUCGGGUUUGACACGGGUCUACAGCACCAGGAUAAGAGCAAGGAAUCUUCUUGGUUCUGAACAUCGGAUGCAUCUUAGCACCAGCAAGUGUCCCCAUAGCUGGGAGGAUGAUAUUGAAACUCAUGACUGAUCUGCAGGGGGGUAGAGGACACACUGCUGAGGAGAAGUUGAAGAGCCAGUCAUUCUGGUUUUGCUAUUGAGCCUUUCCUUUGGCAGGCCACUUCUGGAUCCCAAAACAUAGAAGAAAAACACUUCUUUUUCUCUUUCCUCAUCUGAGCCUGCUGCAGCUGUGCAACGUAACUCCAUUUUGCUUCUUUAACAGUGUUUUGUUUUGUUCAUUUUUGGUGGGGUUUUGUGCACA